Messenger RNA from Megachile rotundata (alfalfa leafcutting bee), 1915 nucleotides. RefSeq lists its product as uncharacterized. Gene Ontology annotation, molecular function: zinc ion binding; DNA-binding transcription factor activity, RNA polymerase II-specific. NCBI's taxonomy places the organism in Eukaryota, Metazoa, Arthropoda, Insecta, Hymenoptera, Megachilidae. Gene Ontology annotation, biological process: regulation of transcription by RNA polymerase II. The record is from RefSeq and is a predicted model, not a curated record. Gene Ontology annotation, cellular component: nucleus.
UUAAUUUUGUAAUAAAUUCUUUCCUUAAAUUCAACUCUGCAUUCGAAAGAUGACGCUAAACAUAGCGAGACAAUAGUGACAGAUAAAACUAUAGAUAAGUUCAAACAAAUUCACCAAACUUUUCAAUUAGAAAAUUUGACAACCGACAAAAAUAUUUUCGAGUACAAAGAGCUCAUACAUAUUUUUCUGCAUUAGAAAAUUUGAUAAGUAACAGUACUUUUAAUUAAGUUCCAAAAGCGCAGUAAUAAAUUAAAUGUUACAGAGACAUGAUACGACCGAACGAAUUUAUGUUACAAUUAAAUUUUAUACUUCAAACUUAUAUUUUGGAAUUUUGAAAAUUUAGGACCUUUAGACAAGAUACAUUUUUGUAGUCAUGUAAUCUAUGCAUCAAAGUUAAUUAACUUGUUAAGGGGUUAAAAAGAAAAAAUUCUUUAUACACCUUCGAACGAAACAACUUCACUAUUAAAUCAGAGAUACAGUUUUCUGAUAAAGUUACCAAUUAUCUAUGUUUUAAAACAAAAUCAGAAAGUAUAUGAUUACAGUCGUAAUUACACACGUCCUCGCCUCAGCGGGAACUCAGGAAUAGUAGGGAGGAGCCGAAAGGGUAGCACGUCAAUCCCGAGGGAGCUCGUGCAUUCGCGAAGCGUCGCGCAACGAAGAAGGUCGAACACGGACGAGUUUUAGCGUCCAUAAGUCUCGGGAAACGAGAUUGGUGGUUAGUCAAAUCGAUCGAACGUAUAAAGAGACGAUCGUUGGAGAUGAACGAGUGCAGGCUCUGCCUUCGCGUCCAAGCGCGUUUGACGUCGAUAUUUAGCAAGGGUGAAGCUUCCGAACGCUUGCGUUCUCGUAUUCUGGACUGUUGUCCCGUCACGCUGUUCGAGGAUGACAGGCUACCGAAAGCGGUUUGCGAGCAGUGCAGAAAGAAGCUGACGAUCGCCUACGAGUUCCGUGAGCGGUGCAGAAGAUCGGAACUCGCUCUGCGAUCGCGUUAUGAAUCUCCUUACUGGAGGAAAUCGAAUGGAUUGGAUAGAGUUUUACUUCAAGAUCGAGCUGUACAGACUGACAUCGAAAUACGACCUAAGGAAAAUAAUAGAAAUGAAAUAGAAUAUAAGGAGAAGGAAGUAGAACCGAAGGAGAUCGAAAUAGAAUCAAAGAAUCACGAAACGAGUUUUCAGCAAGAGGGUCGAACUUUGGCAACAGCCAAAGAGGGAGAAUCCGAGCCAUCAAGGGUUGAAACCUGGAGGUUCGAAGACCACUUGAUCGACGAAACCGAAAUAAGCAACCCUACAAACCUACCCUUAAAACAACAAACUAUCAACACACAAAAUAACACCCAAAAUAAAAAAGAUCAAAGUGUACCCGAAAGCGUCGAAGCCACAGAGAAACGUUACCUCUGCGACGUCUGCAGUAAAACAUUCGUCUCAAAGUCCGGCCUGCGAUUUCAUCUAAAAUCACACAAUGGCGCAAAGCCGUACCAGUGCGGACACUGCGGCAAAGGAUUCGCGAUACCUAGUUACGCGAAAAGGCACGAGAGAAUCCACGCAGGAGAGAAAAGGUUCGUGUGUCACGUCUGCAGUGCGACGUUCGCGUCCUCGAACGGCCUCAAGUAUCAUUUGAGGUCGCACACAGGUGAAGCGAACUAUCGCUGCGACAUUUGUGGGAAAUCUUUCUAUCGACGGAAAUAUCUGAUCGAGCAUGGGUAUACGCAUACGGGGGAGAAACCGUUUGUGUGCAAGACGUGUGGGUCUUGUUAUGGAAACUCUGGGAGUUUGUUCGUUCAUGAGAAGCGAUGUAGGGUACGGGGGACGGAGGGUGAAGUGCAGCGACGACGGUGACCCGCGUAAGGAGUUCGUUAAUGUAUGAGACAUUGUGAUAUGUAGAUAUAUAUAUAGGUAUAUGACAUAUGAUACAUAAA